AUGACUGCUGCACUUAGGAUGCUUGCUUAUGGAGUAGUAGCUGAUUUUAUGGAUGAAUAUGUGAGAAUAGCAGAAACCACUGCAAUAACCAGUAUGAAAAAAUUUGUUGCAGCAGUGAUUGCUAUUUUUUCAGAGGAAUACUUGAAGUCACCAAACAAUGAAGACAUUGCUAUAUUGUUAGCCCAUGGCCAAAACCGUGGAUUUCCAGGCAUAUUGGCAAAUAUUGAUUGCAUGCAUUGGAAAUGGAAAAAUUGUCCAACUACAUGGAAAGAGAUGUAUUGUGGUCAUAUUCGUGAGCCAAGUAUUAUUUUGGAAGCAAUGGCUUCAUAUGAUCUUUGGAUAUGGCACUUAUUUUUUGGGUUACCUGGGUCAAAUAAUGAUAUUAACGUGUUGGAGCAGUCUCAUGUAUUUUCUGAGUUUGCACAAGGACGUGCUUCUGUAAUUAAUUACUCAAUCAAUGGUCAUGAUUACACAAUGUGA
Quercus lobata is the source of this 480-nucleotide messenger RNA. RefSeq lists its product as uncharacterized. The record is from RefSeq and is a predicted model, not a curated record. Lineage: Eukaryota; Viridiplantae; Streptophyta; Magnoliopsida; Fagales; Fagaceae. The transcript has a single exon. The coding region runs from base 1 to 480 and encodes 159 amino acids.